Messenger RNA from Oreochromis aureus, 2627 nucleotides. RefSeq names its product growth/differentiation factor 11. Gene Ontology annotation, cellular component: extracellular region. Gene Ontology annotation, biological process: SMAD protein signal transduction. NCBI's taxonomy places the organism in Eukaryota, Metazoa, Chordata, Actinopteri, Cichliformes, Cichlidae. Bases 362 to 1531 code for a protein of 389 amino acids. Gene Ontology annotation, molecular function: growth factor activity; cytokine activity. The transcript is spliced from 3 exons. The record is from RefSeq and is a predicted model, not a curated record.
ACUCACACCUCCGUGGACUAAAAUUGUACAGAAAUCAACAAUUAGCUUAUACUGCACGUGAGCAGGCUAUGCAUUCACCAGGCAUUUAACUUUCAAUCAAAGGAGCUUGUACCGACACCCUCUGCGCGCACUUUUUUUUUGUUGUUAAAAGAAAAAAAAAGAAAAAGAAAGAAUAUUACAAAAAGAGAAACUUCGGGUUGAUCGUAUUGGAUUAGAUGCAUGUCACUUAUUCUUUGCCGUUUGUAGGCUAAGACGAGGAGCGGCGCAGAUUCGAGAGACGGGAUCUAACGGAAUAAAGUGCGUAAAAAACAAGAUAAGGACGGGGAGGAAAAGUUGCGUUUUCUGUUGUCCACGCAUCGUCAUGCCGAGGUACAACUUCUUACUGUGCUUGAUGGUGCUCAUCUCCUUGGGACAGUCGGGGAGCGAUGAGCCCAAUCUGCUGCUGCCUCCUGCCAGCGAGACGCCCACGGAUGCCGGGCUAUCUCUGCUGGAUGAGGACGCCGGUUCUCACGAGUGUUCCGCUUGUGUUUGGAGGGAGCAGAGCAAAGUGCUGAGACUGGAGACCAUCAAGUCCCAGAUCCUGAGCAAACUGCGUCUGAAGCAGGCGCCCAACAUCAGCCGGGAGGUGGUCAAUCAGCUGCUGCCCAAGGCGCCCCCGCUCCAGCAGCUUCUGGACCAUCACGACUUCCAGGGAGAUGCUUCGUCCCAGGAUGAGUUUAUGGAGGAGGAUGAGUACCACGCCACCACGGAGUCCGUGAUUACUAUGGCCUCUGAGCCGGAGCCUCUGGUGCAGGUGAAUGGAAAGCCCAGCUGCUGCUUCUUCAAGUUCAGCCCCAAACUGAUGUUCACCAAGGUGCUGAAGGCACAGCUGUGGGUGUAUCUGCGACCGCUGCAACAGACCUCCACCGUCUACCUGCAGAUCCUGCGAUUAAAGCCAGUCACAGAGCAGGGCAGCCGCCACAUACGCAUCCGCUCCCUGAAGAUAGAGCUCAACUCCAGGGUCGGCCACUGGCAAAGUAUUGACUUUAAGCACGUGCUGCAGAACUGGUUCAAACAGCCCCACACUAACUGGGGGAUCGACAUCAACGCCUUUGACGAGAGCGGCAAUGACCUGGCAGUUACCUCACUGCGACCUGGGGAGGAGGGACUGCAGCCGUUUCUGGAAGUGAAGGUUCUCGAGACAACCAAACGUUCUCGGAGAAACCUCGGCCUGGACUGCGAUGAGCACUCCACCGAGUCUCGCUGCUGUCGCUACCCUCUAACUGUGGACUUUGAGGCGUUCGGCUGGGAUUGGAUCAUUGCCCCUAAGCGCUACAAAGCGAACUACUGCUCUGGCCAGUGCGAGUACAUGUUCAUGCAGAAAUACCCGCACACCCACCUGGUGCAGCACGCCAACCCGCGAGGCUCCGCGGGGCCCUGCUGCACCCCAACCAAGAUGUCCCCCAUUAACAUGCUCUACUUCAAUGACAAGCAGCAGAUCAUUCACGGCAAGAUUCCAGGGAUGGUGGUGGAUCGAUGUGGCUGCUCUUAGGCUGCUGGAGGAAGCACAUUUGUGUAAAGCCCACAUUAAACCACCUGAAACCCUUUCUGAGCUCUCCCCUGGCACCAGAACCCACUCCUCGGCACCAGAUUUCACUUCUGCUCAGCCACAAAAGCAUUCCACUGGGUUUCCAUUUGUCCAGUAAUUAAACUGAUUCUAACUGUACAAAAAAGUUAUAAAUGAAAUAAGAAUCAAAACGGAACUGAGUGAUGGAAAUACCGUACAUUAUGAAUGAUUUAAAGAGGCUGUACUUGUGGAGCAGCUUUCGAAAGUGGUAAAUGAGGCGCUAUAGGAUAUAUGUUAGUUUUGUGGAUUUUUAAAAUAUUUUUUUAAUGACAUCUUUGUGAAAUAUCCAGGUUAGUGGAUUGAAAUGACAGGAGACAGGAGCAUUUACACUUUUAAGAGCAAUUCCAGUUUUGAGGUGAGUUCGCAAAUGCUUCAUUCCACAAAUACGUUUACUUCCAGUGAGAUAAAAAUGUUCUCAAAGGGGCAUUAUCAAAAUUAUUUUGCAAUCCAUCACUUUAACAAAAGCUCAGAAACAAAAACAAACACGAUGUGAAGAGGUUUAACUUCUGGACGUACCAUUAGAUGAAAUCCAAAAUCUUCCUUGGAGUGUUAAAGAUAUCCAAAAAAAGAAAAAAACAAACAAACAAAGAAAAUAAAACUACACCCUCUUUUAAUGUGUGUUACCUGAGUUUGAUAUUCUUAAGUAUCUCCAAAAUCUCUUCUCUUUUUAGAUUUUUGUAAUUAAAUAUUAAGAAAGGGUUAUGCAGAUGGUCCAUAACCUUAGGAUGUGAUUCAAGUUCAGCCUUAAUUUAAGGGGUUUAACAAAAGUAUGGCGUUAACUGUUUAGGAGCUAUUUUCAUAUAUAGUCCCCCAUUUUCAGUGGUUUAAAAUUAACUGCAUAAAUUAUUAUACUUUAAAUAUAAGAAUCAUUUUAAUAGUUGAAUUUUUGAAUUGAACUAUUGUUUGAAUAGUUGAAUACUAAAAUGCCGUCUACAGUAAAAGCUACCGUCUACAUUUACUUUUGUAUUUCACGUGAGAUGCAUGCUCUACUGCAGUGAUGGGGAACUCCAGGCCGCAAGAG